Molecule: messenger RNA, 3546 nt
Organism: Anolis sagrei ordinatus
Lineage: Eukaryota; Metazoa; Chordata; Lepidosauria; Squamata; Anolidae
Gene: SLC7A14
Product: solute carrier family 7 member 14
Biological process (GO): transmembrane transport; amino acid transport
Cellular component (GO): plasma membrane
Molecular function (GO): amino acid transmembrane transporter activity
Source: RefSeq, a predicted model, not a curated record
GGAAGGGCGCUCUGUUCUCUCCCGAAGGCGGUGGUGCUGAAGAACAGCUCCUGCUCCGGCCCCUCCAGCCCUCCAUCCUCUUGGAGCAACUAGGAAGGAGUUGGCCAUCCCUGGAGGAUUCCCCCUCCGAUCUGAAGCUUGAGUGACAGCCGGAGAAGAGGGAAGGGAGGGGGAAGGAACGAGAGCCUCUCCUGCCUUGGAGCCUCCGCCGGCCUCUCCUCCUCCCCUCCUUCCCUUUCCCCUUCCCUCUCAUCCAGGAAGGAAGGCAGGAAGGCAGGAAGGAAGGCGGUGGAGAGCCUUGGAGAAGCAGGUGCCACCCACCCACUGCCAGGACCACCGACACCAGGAGCUCACAAGAAGAAAGUGAAUCCUGGAAGGGUUGUAAAGGCUUCAUUUCACCUUCUGAAGGAUGUGACAUUGACCUUCUUGGAAGUGGAUUACUCAUCUGUUAAACAUUAAUGCUGCUGAGCUUCAUUACUAGAACUAACAACGUCGCUAUUUUGGUUGGCCUUUGUUUCCAUCUCUUGACAUCACAAUGAGUGGCAUCCUCCAAUACCUGGACCCACGGCGGAUCCAGUGGGGUGCCACCUGGUAUGCCGUCCAUUCCCGAAUCCUCCGCACCAAGCCAGUGGAGUCCAUGCUCGAGGGGACAGGCACCACCACCUCCCAUGGAACAAAACUGGCACAAGUGCUCACAACCGUGGAUCUUGUUUCACUUGGUGUUGGAAGCUGUGUUGGUACAGGAAUGUAUGUCGUUUCUGGCCUGGUUGCAAAGGAGAUGGCGGGACCUGGUGUCAUCGUAUCAUUCAUCAUUGCUGCUGUGGCCUCGAUCUUGUCUGGUGUCUGCUAUGCUGAGUUUGGGGUGCGGGUCCCGAAAACCACUGGCUCUGCCUACACCUACAGCUACGUCACAGUGGGGGAGUUUGUGGCAUUUUUCAUUGGGUGGAACCUCAUCCUGGAAUAUCUCAUUGGCACAGCCGCAGGUGCCAGUGCUCUCAGCAGCAUGUUCGACUCCUUGGCCAAUCACACCAUCAGCCACUGGAUGAUUGACAGCGUCGGGACCUUGAAUGGGCUGGGUAAAGGUGAAGAAUCAUAUCCAGACCUCCUAGCUUUGGUGAUUGCAGUUGUUGUAACAAUCAUUGUUGCCCUGGGUGUGAAGAACUCUGUUGGAUUCAACAACGUCCUCAAUGUGAUUAAUCUGGUUGUUUGGGUCUUCAUCAUGAUUGCUGGACUUGCAUAUGUCAAUGGAGAAAACUGGGUUGAAGGGCAGUUCUUGCCAUUUGGAUGGUCAGGGGUACUACAAGGCGCAGCAACCUGUUUCUAUGCCUUCAUUGGAUUUGACAUCAUUGCGACCACCGGAGAAGAAGCAAAAAGUCCCAACACUUCCAUCCCUUAUGCCAUCACUGCCUCGCUGGUCACGUGCCUCACGGCUUAUGUGUCUGUGAGCAUUAUCUUAACUCUGAUGGUGCCAUACAAUGAGAUUGAUACUGAAUCCCCCCUGAUGGAAAUGUUUGCAGCCCAUGGAUUCUACACUGCUAAAUUCAUUGUUGCCAUUGGUUCUGUGGCUGGCUUGACCGUGAGCUUGUUGGGCUCCCUCUUCCCCAUGCCUCGCAUAAUUUAUGCAAUGGCUGGUGAUGGGCUUCUCUUCAGGUUCUUGUCCCAUGUAAGUUCUUAUACUGAGACCCCUGUAGUAGCUUGCAUUGUCUCAGGAUUUCUUGCAGCACUACUCUCUUUGCUGGUAAGCCUGAGGGAUCUGAUAGAGAUGAUGUCUAUUGGCACGCUGCUUGCGUACACUUUGGUCUCCGUCUGUGUCCUGCUUCUCCGCUACCAACCAGAGAGUGACAUUGAUGGCUUUGUCAAAUUUCUUUCUGAGGAGCAUACAAAGAAGAAGGAAGGGAUUUUAGCAGACUGUGAGAAAGAAAUUUGUUCUCCAGGAAGUGAAGGAGAGGAAUUUGCAGGUCCACCCACCAACACAUGUGGUGCAAAGAAUCUUCCAUCUUUAGGAGACAAUGAAAUGCUCAUUGGAAAGUCAGAUAAGACCACCUACAAUGUCAACCACCCCAACUAUGGUACAGUUGACAUGACUUCAGGAAUAGAAGCAGAUGAGUCUGAAAACAUCUACCUUAUCAAGCUGAAGAAACUAAUAGGACCACGCUACUACACUAUGAGGAUUCACCUUGGGCUACCUGGGAAAAUGGAUCGUCCCACAGCAGCUACUGGCCAGACUGUCACCACCUGUGUGCUCUUGCUCUUUGUCCUCAUGUUCAUCUUCUGCUCUUUCAUCAUUUUUGGGUUGGAUUAUCUGUAUGACCAAAGUUGGUGGGCAAUUCUUCUGGUGGUUCUGAUGGUCCUGCUGAUUGUUGUAUUAGUGUUUGUCAUUCUUCAACAGCCAGAGAACCCCAAAAAGCUCCCUUAUAUGGCUCCCUGCCUGCCUUUUGUCCCUGCUUUUGCUAUGCUUGUGAACAUCUAUCUUAUGCUGAAACUCUCAAAGAUCACAUGGAUCCGUUUUGCUGUCUGGUGUUUUGUGGGGUUGCUAAUUUAUUUUGGCUAUGGCAUUUGGAAUAGUACACUGGAGAUCACUGCCCGGGAAGAAGCUUUGCAUCAGAGUACAUACCAACGCUACGAUGUUGAUGUUGAUCCCUUCUCUGUUGAAGAUGGCUUUGCAUAUGCUGAGAGUGAAAACUACCAGGACUGGGAUCCUGCCGAUGACAAAGGUUUCUCUUACCAGCAGAUGUCGGAAACAAAGGAGAGCAGUCGGACAAGUAGCAAAGCAAAAAGCAAAAGCAAACACAAACAGAACUCGGAUGCGCUCAUUUCAAAUGAUGAGUUAGACUACUCACCUGAGUAGAUAAGAUGGAAACACAACCGUUUCACUCUGUGUCACUAAGCUAACCUUUGGGCUCAAUUCAAUGGCUUUUUUUUUUUGCAUUCAUUUCAGAUGCAGCCUUUCUAUAAAUGUUCUGGUGUUUUUCCAGCAUCACUCACUCUGUCACUUAUUUUCUGCUCUUCAGGAAGGUUCUCUCAAGUGCUUGUCCUGAAUCAACAGAAUGCCAAAUUAAACACAAAAAAGUUUCGAUUUCUCAUCCCAUUCCACACAAUGCCAUCACCAAUAAUAGCUCAGUUUCACUGAAUGUUGUCAGGAGCUAACCUAUGAUAUAAACUAGUUAGGCCCGCAAAAUAUUCCUGGGCCUAAGAACCAUAUCACCCAUGAGCCUUCUGUUGCAGUGAUUGUAUAGUCCCAAUGGAAAAUGAACCCAGCAAAGUGUGUGCUUGAUAAAUACAACGAAUUUCCAUUGGCACAAUGCUCAUAUUCUCUGGGCUUUGCAAUAGAGAAUGUUCAUGAUCAUAUUGGAGACCACCAACUAUUUGGGAUCCCUUUAUUAUAUCCACUGGAAUUUGGUUCCAGGACCUUUCAUGGAUACUUAAAUCUGUGAUUGCAUUAUAUACAAUGCUGUUGUAAAAUGGUGUCCCUUAUAUAAAAUGACAACAUCAAGGUUUGCUUUGGGGAUUUUUAAAAAACUGUGGAUACAAAAUCCAUGGAUACAG